Sinocyclocheilus anshuiensis is the source of this 3190-nucleotide messenger RNA. Its product is annotated as sodium/calcium exchanger 1-like. The transcript has 7 exons. The record is from RefSeq and is a predicted model, not a curated record. Gene Ontology annotation, biological process: sodium ion transmembrane transport; cell communication; calcium ion import across plasma membrane. Bases 217 to 3012 code for a protein of 931 amino acids. Lineage: Eukaryota; Metazoa; Chordata; Actinopteri; Cypriniformes; Cyprinidae. Gene Ontology annotation, molecular function: calcium:sodium antiporter activity. Gene Ontology annotation, cellular component: postsynapse; axon; sarcolemma.
CAGAAUGAUUCAACUACUGGAGGAUGAGAGUGAGCGGUCGCGUUACUUUGCAAAUGAGCGUUUCCGGUAAACGGUCCGGUUGACUGAGGUUGUUUUUGCCGGAAUCUCCGAGCGUCACUACCACAGCCGUAUCUACAUGUGGUGUCUUUCACAUCAACGCAGCAUUUCUCUUUAAAAGGGUACGGGAGAGCAGGAACAAAAUACCUCACUACAAACAUGGGCCAAUCUGGGACUUCAUCCUAUUUUUCUCUCGUUCUAAAACUCAGCAUCUUCCUCUUAGUUUUCUCCUAUGAGCCCACGCCAGCCACUGCAGGCAGCUCCAAAUCAAGCUUAGAUGUAGAUGCUUCUAACGAAAACUCUACACACGAGACUUGCGGAGGUAGUUUUGAAUGCAAAGAGGGAGUGAUCUUGCCAAUUUGGACACCGGAGAACCCGUCCUUUGGGGAUAAGUUGGCCAGAGCCACUGUGUACUUCGUUGGUUUGGUCUACAUGUUCCUGGGUGUAUCCAUCAUUGCAGACCGCUUUAUGGCUUCCAUUGAGGUCAUUACAUCCCAGGAGAAAGAGAUCACAAUCAAGAAGCCUAACGGGGAAACCACAACCACUACUGUUCAUAUUUGGAAUGAAACUGUCUCGAAUCUUACUCUCAUGGCUCUAGGUUCCUCAGCCCCAGAGAUUAUGCUCUCCGUGGUUGAAGUGUGUGGGCACAACUUUGAUGCAGGCGAGCUGGGCCCAAACACCAUUGUUGGAAGCGCAGCUUUUAAUAUGUUUGUCAUCAUCGGUUUCUGUGUCUCUGUGAUACCGGAAGGAGAGCAUCGGAAGGUCAAGCACCUGCGGGUGUUCUUUGUCACCGCCACUUGGAGUAUAUUUGCAUAUAUAUGGCUUUAUCUGAUCUUGGCAGUGAUUUCCCCAGGUAUCGUGGAAGUCUGGGAGGGACUCCUUACGCUCUUCUUCUUUCCAAUUUGUGUCAUAUUUGCUUGGGUUGCAGACCGCAGACUUUUAUUCUACAAGUACUUGUACAAACGCUACAGAGUCGGAAAACAAAGGGGAAUGAUCAUCGAGACUGAAGGUGAGCCGGAGCUCCAGUCAAAGGCGGAUAUUGAAAUGGAUGGCGGGAUGCUUAACUCUCACGGUGAUGAAAUCUUAGAUGGCACGGUGGAUACUGAAGAUAAAGACAUGGAUGAGGAUAAGGCCAGAAGAGAAAUGGCCAGGAUUUUGAAGGAACUGAAACAGAAACAUCCAGAAAAAGAGAUGGAGCAAUUGGUUGAGCUCGCCAACUACCACGUCCUCAGCCAGCAACAGAAGAGCCGUGCGUUCUAUCGCUGCCAGGCCACUAGACUUAUGACCGGUGCGGGUAAUAUACUAAAAAAGCAUGCUGCAGACCAAGCCAGAAAAGCACUAGGCAAUCACGAACUUCGAUCGGAAGUCUCAGAUAAUGAUAUUUCCUCUAAGAUCUUCUUUGACCCUGGUACAUAUCAGUGUCUCGAGAACUGCGGGACUGUGGCUUUGAAUGUGGUACGACGUGGCGGUGACUUAACUAGCACUGUGUCAGUGGAGUACCGCACUGAGGACGGCACUGCCAAUGCAGGCUCUGAUUACCAGUUCACCGAGGGUGUUAUAGUCUUCAAACCAGGUGAGACAGAAAAGGAGAUAAGAGUGGACAUCAUUGACGAUGACAUUUUUGAAGAAGACGAACACUUCCUGGUUCAUCUCCUCAACGUCAAGGUCAUUUCUGAAGGAACCGACAAUGAGAAAGGCGGCAAUCAUGUGGACACAAUAGCUAGUCUUGGCCUUCCUUCAACAGCUACUGUGACUAUCUUUGACGAUGACCACGCUGGCAUCUUCACAUUUGAGGAACCAAUUGUUCAUGUCAGUGAAAGCAUUGGUAUGAUGGAGGUGAAGGUGGCACGUACCUCUGGAGCUCGUGGAGUAGUGGUAAUCCCUUAUAAAUCCAUUGAAGGCACAGCAAAAGGUGGAGGAGAGGACUUUGAAGAUACCCAUGGAGUCUUGGAGUUCCAAAACGAUGAGAUUUCGAAGACCGUAAAGGUUAAAAUUCUUGACCAUGAGAAGUAUGACAAGCAUGCAAACUUCUUCAUAGAGCUGCAGGAGCCAAAAUGGAGGAGGAGGGGAUGGACAGAGGACGGGGAAGAGGAGAACCUGACUAAAAAAGAGAAGGAUGAGAGGCAUAUUGCUGAAAUGGGUCGACCGACACUGGGUGAACAUGUGAAACUUGAAGUAAUCAUUGAGGAGUCCUAUGAGUUUAAGAGCACAGUCGACAAACUCAUAAAGAAAACCAACUUGGCCCUUUUGGUUGGUACUAACAGUUGGAGAGACCAGUUUAUAGAAGCCAUUACUGUCAGAUCAGGGGAAGAUGAUGAUGAUGAGUGUGGGGAAGAAAAAAUGCCAUCUUGCUUUGACUACGUCAUGCACUUCCUGACUGUGUUCUGGAAGGUUCUGUUUGCAUUUGUGCCACCCACUGAUUACUGGAAUGGCUGGGCGUGUUUCAUCGUGUCCAUCAUCAUGAUUGGUGUCCUCACUGCAUUCAUUGGAGACCUGGCAUCCCAUUUUGGAUGCACUAUUGGCCUGAAAGACUCUGUAACUGCAGUUGUGUUUGUGGCGCUGGGAACCUCUGUGCCAGACACAUUCGCUAGUAAGGUGGCAGCCAUCCAGGAUCAGUACGCUGAUGCCUCCAUCGGCAAUGUGACUGGCAGCAACGCUGUGAACGUCUUUCUGGGCAUUGGAUUGGCCUGGUCCAUCGCUGCCAUAUUUCACCAGGCACAUGGCCAGUAUUUCAGAGUGGACCCCGGCACGCUGGCAUUCUCCGUCACCGUUUUCACCAUCUUUGCCUUCAUCUGUAUUUCCGUCCUCAUGUACCGCCGCCGGCCCGAGAUCGGAGGGGAACUGGGUGGCCCGCAGACUCCCAAAAUCCUAACCACAACAUUGUUUUUCAGUCUCUGGCUGAUGUACAUCAUCUUAUCCUCCAUGGAGGCCUAUUGCAUCAUCAAGGGUUUCUAAACCAGGCACGAGAUGAUGCCACAGACAGGAUGCUGUCGUUAACAUCCUCGUAUAUGUAGGACUGACUGGAGGAAAGGGUUCAAAAGCAGCCGUAGACGAUAGCAGGUGUUUUAUUGUGCGUUUUUGUGUUGCCCACUAUUUUAUGUGUGAAUACACAUUUUUCUGCUGUUGAGGUAAA